This is a messenger RNA of Acomys russatus (golden spiny mouse), 2517 nucleotides long. RefSeq names its product U-box domain containing 5 (gene Ubox5). The coding region runs from base 222 to 1844 and encodes 540 amino acids. The transcript has 4 exons. Gene Ontology annotation, molecular function: ubiquitin protein ligase binding; ubiquitin-ubiquitin ligase activity. Gene Ontology annotation, biological process: protein polyubiquitination. Gene Ontology annotation, cellular component: nucleus. The record is from RefSeq and is a predicted model, not a curated record. Lineage: Eukaryota; Metazoa; Chordata; Mammalia; Rodentia; Muridae.
CUUCCAGUGAGUAGUCUCCCCAGUAUCAGUGGGUACAGGGAAGUGGUGUGUGUGGACUCGGAGAAUGUACUGGAGGUUCUGCUCCUGCCCUAUUUGUUCCUCUCUUCCAUUCAAAUCCUCAAAGUUUAGAGCUGAAUUUUAAUGUGUCUGACUAAUACUGAGUUUCACUCUUUUUUAAAGGCUGUUUCUGAUGCUUGGAAGCUAUUCUUUCAGCCACAAAGAUGGUAAUAAAUCUUUGCCUCCCACAGUUCAGACCAAGAAUUCACUGCAACAAGGUGUCAGCUGAUGGUUACGAAGUAGAAAAUCUCAUCUCUGAGGACCUCAUAAAGAGAAGCCAUGGCUUUAGGACAGAGUAUUUCAUUAGACCUCCAGUCUAUGUGACGGUUUCCUUUCCCUUUAAUGUGGAACUCUGUAGGAUUAACAUAGAUCUCACAGCUGGGGGAGGUCAGAAUGUCACUGGCCUGGAACUAUACACGUCUGCCUUAUCUAGCAGAGCCUCUCAGGAUUCACAGGAGUGCUGGACUACAGGCCUCAUGGAGCCGUCAGUCCCAAACAAGGAGACCUUCACUUUGGUAGGCAAAGUCUUACUGAAAAAUCAGAACCAUGUGGUGUUCACCCACAGGGGCUUCAAGGCCAGGCCACCUUUUAGCCCAAUGGAAGUCACACUCCUCUCUCCUGCUGUGGUAGCCCAGGAACUCUGGAAUAAAGGGGCUCUUUCCCUUAGCCAUGUGGCCCACCUCAAGAUCGGCAUCACCCACGUGACAGGCAAUGGCGUCUCUAGCAUCAAACGUUUAGAGGUGUGGGGUCAGCCAGCCAAGACCUGCUCUCAGGAGGUGAUUAACCGAGUCUUGUUGAUAGCAUCAGAAAGCCUGCCUCAGAACUUGGGUCUGCACACUCCAGCCUUGCCCAUGGAGAGUGACUGUGAUGCCGGGGGUCAGUCUGAGAGCCAGCAGGCUCCCUGCACCGUACAGGAGAUGUUUGAGGUGGUUCAUGAUGUGCCAGAGGAGUUCCUAGACCCCAUCACCCUGGAGAUCAUGCCGUGCCCCAUGCUGCUGCCCUCAGGCAAGGUCAUUGACCAGAGCACUCUGGAGAAGUGUAACCUCAGCGAAGCUGCUUGGGGCCGAGUGCCCAGCGACCCUUUCACAGGGUUAGCCUUUACUCCCCAGUCCCAGCCCCUACCUCAUCCUUCCCUGAAGGCCCGGAUCGACCGUUUCCUACUCCAGCACUCUGUUUCUGGCUGUCACCUGCUUGGGAGAGCACAGAUUACAUCAUCAAUGACCCCUUCUGUCAUUACCCUGCCCUCAAGGAAAAGGAAGCUGGAGCAGGCUGAACACAGCUCAGGCAGCAGCCCCGGCAUGCACGCUUCUAAUGCUGCCACAAGCCCUCUGCUCUCGCCCACUACCUCAGAGCCGACUGCCAAGAAGAUGAAAGCCCCCAGUGAGCCCAGCCCAACAGACAUGGACUGUUCCACAGGUCCAGUGUCCCAUGAGCAGAAGCUGUCGCAAAGUUUGGAAAUUGCCUUGACUUCCACCCUUGGCUCCUUGCCUUCCUUCACUGCCCGGCUCACCAAGGGGCAGCUCCAGCAGCUCGGCACAAGAGGGAGCAGCGCUUCUAGGAGGCCAGACCCCAGUGCCGAGCAUCCCAGGAGCGUUUCUGGUCCAGAAUGUGCCUCCUGCAAGAGAGCAUUUUCUUCCUACUCCACAAAGGAGCCUGUGUACCAGCUGCCCUGUGGCCACCUCCUGUGCCGGCCCUGCCUGAGUGAGCAGCAGCGCUCCCAGCCCAUCAUCUGCACAGCCUGCCAGCAGCCAGGCACCAGCCAGGAUGUGCUGCGGGUCCAUUUUUGAGUGGCCAGCCUCAACCAGAGAAGCCCCAUUUUGGGGGGGCUACCUGCAGGUGGAGGAAACAAAAACAGGAUCCCAGUGCCCCUGUUCUCUCCUGGGCUUGAGCACCUCAUUGUGUGUUAUGGGGACUGGGUCAGGACACCCCGUUCCUUCUUAGGCAAGAACAGGAUAAUAAAGCCAUAGGCUGGGCUGAUGAAGACAUCCUGUUCUUCUGACCCGCCUUACCACACCCAACCAGAGCCAGCCCCAACUGUUCAGAAGCACCCCUGAUGCCCAUGUUGUCUGCAGACAGCCUUCCAAUGGAGCUUUGUGGGUGGAGUCACUAGACUGACUUGGGACCUCACACAGCUCUCAAGCACGUGAGUUAGCCCUGUGUACCCACCCCUGCAGACACUUGGAGCCUUAAUAAAGUGACAGUUGACAUUGACCAGGGCUUCCUUCUGGCACACAGGACAGGACAGCCAUAUGCAGUUGCUGCCACUGGUCAGGCAGUGGUUCAGAUCUCUCCAGUGUGGGUGUGUCAGUGCCAGGGGAGGAGGGCAAGCAGCCUCUGCCAGACCAGACAUGUGUGGUUGGUCCUGCUGCCGCUUCUGAGGGAGGAGACUCCUAUUCCUUAUGUAGCCCGCUGCAGGAAAAUACUUUUUAUAGGCAGUUUUUAGCACAUUCUGUAUAUGUG